Molecule: messenger RNA, 2741 nt
Organism: Dryobates pubescens (Downy woodpecker)
Lineage: Eukaryota; Metazoa; Chordata; Aves; Piciformes; Picidae
Gene: UBAC2
Product: UBA domain containing 2
Exons: 9
Coding region: 114-1148 (344 amino acids)
Molecular function (GO): protein binding; serine-type endopeptidase activity
Source: RefSeq, a predicted model, not a curated record
CGGCCGCCUUAGCAGUCCUCGGUCCGCCGCGGUUCCUGGGGGUCUGCCCGGCCUCUGGGGGAUCCGCCAGCGGCGCCCGCCGCGGCUAGGCUGAGCCGGGCCGGCCCGCCGCCAUGUUCACCAGCACCGGCUCCAACGGGCUUUAUAAAGCACCGUUGUCAAAGAGUCUCUUACUAGUCCCAAGUGCCGUCUCGAUUCUAUUGACUCUGCUCUUCCAACAUUAUCAGAAGUUCUUUGCAUAUAACCUACAAGCUAUAAAAGAGGAUUUGCAGGUUUGGAGACUUAUAUGUGGGAGAACAGUAUGUCUUGAUUUGAAAGACACAUUCUGUAGCAGCCUGCUCAUUUACAACUUUAGAAUAUUUGAAAGAAGAUAUGGCAGCAGAAAAUUUUCAUCAUUUUUACUGGGUGCUUGGAUGCUCUCAGCAUUGUUUGAUCUUCUCCUUGUAGAAGCUGCUCAGUAUAUAUUUGGCAUCACCAUUAACAGCUUGCCUUCUGGUUUCUUGGGUCCUGUGUUUGCACUGUUUGUACCGUUUUAUUCCUCCAUUCCAAGAGUGCAAGUGGCACAAGUGUUAGGCCACUUUUCUAUCACAAACAAGACACUGGUCUACAUACUGGGUUUACAGCUUUUAACCUCUGGUUCCUACAUCUGGAUUUUAGCCUUAAGUGGAUUGGUUUCUGGGAUCUUCUACAAUAGCAGUAUAUUAAAAAUUCAUCGAAUCCUUUGUGUACCCAGCUGGGUAGCAAAGAUAUUUUCUUGGACUCUCGAACCAAUCUUCUCAUCUGCGGAACCAACGAACGAAGCUCGAGUGGGAAUGGGAGCAACAGUUGACAUCCAGAGGCAGCAGAGAAUGGAGUUACUGGAUCGGCAGAUCAUGAUGUCUCAGGUUGCCCAAAUGCGACGGCAAAGGCAGCAGCAGGGUGGGAUGAUUAACUGGAAUAGACUGUUUCCUCCUUUACGUCAUAGACAUAAUGCGAAUUACCAAGAUCAUCGCCCAUCAGAACAAGACACACCUCCACCUACUGAGGUUUCGGAAGAGCAGGUUGCACGACUUAUGGAAAUGGGAUUUUCCAGGGGAGAUGCCCUAGAAGCACUGAGGGCUUCAAAUAAUGACUUAAACGUAGCCACUAAUUUUCUACUGCAGCACUGAUGGUUUUCUGUGUGAAAGAACUUCACUUGAUGGGUUUGUACGUCUGAAAGAGGAUCAAAGCCACCUGCUGGACAGACUCACGAAAGUCGUCCCAACAAGAGCAUCAGAAAAGAGAAGCUGGCUCCAGGUGACUGGUGACUCAAAGUGAUGUUAAGGAAAGAUGUGAACUGCUCCCAAACCUUCAGACCACUUGGUGGUUUCUAGUCAGGUUAUCCUUUUCAAAGUAACUUUAGUUUCUACUUAUUACUGGAUAUCACCUAAAUUUAUUUUUAAAAUAAAGGAGGUGUGGGUUUUUUCUCUUGUAAAGCCUUCUUAGACGUUAUCAGACUUAAUAAUUAGGAAAAGAAACUCCAAAACCCACAACAACUACAUUUACCUAUCAAGAAAAAUUGUAUUUUCACCAUUUACCAGCCUAAUUUCUCUAGCUCACAUACUGCUUUACAGUAUCUGAUUUUUUUUUUUAUCACAAUAAUAAGAGGUUUGGAGAUUAUUUCAUUUUCAACUCAGCAAAGGGUUAUGGGACUAGUAGGUCGCUCUUUGGCAAGCUUUCUUAAUGCCUGUAAUACUUUAUUUCUUGAAUUCCUUUUCAAGUAAAAGUUGUCCUUCAGCACAUACUACACAGAUAGGAUGAGAGACAAUUCAUGUGCGUGUUGCACAUGUGCCAAGUGGCCACUGUACAUUGAAAUUUUUGCAAAUUGAUUGAAUUGCUGUUCAGAUUGCAGGUCAUGAAGAUACUCACUGGAAGCAAUAAAGGUGAAUUGAAUGAUACAGUAAGAUCAGAACUACUGAGAUUAUUUCAAUGACUUCCAUGUCUAAUUCAGACAGACUUCUGUAAUGAUGGCUGUAUGCUCAGCGUCCAAUUGCUGGUUUCAUUUUUUUGAGCAGGCUACAUACUGUCUUAAAACAAGAUUAUAAAAAGCUAACUUUUCUAUAUAUAGUUCUAGUUUUGUACUGUCAAAGGUGUGGGUGGUGCUGCAUUUGCUGAAUCUUCACCGUCUGAAGCAACUCACUGUUGAUCACAGACUGGAACAUUAACCUUAGGGAUGAUUGAGGCCAACACAGGAGGGAACAGGACAGUAAUGCCGAAGUGGUACAAUACUGGGUUUGAAGUUCAGACUGAUAAAUAAGCUUGUGUGACUUGACUCUCAGAAAUGCUCAGUAUUAGCAACUCCUUAGGAACCUCAGGAGAUGAGAUGGAAGGAGGUGAACAUCUCUAUAAAACCAAGCAGUAAUACAAUAUUCCAAACUGCAACUCUCUAAAACCAAUCUACACAUGUAUCUCGAGCAUUUAAUGUAUGUUUCUGUAUGUACUUGUGUUUGUAUAUUGUGUGUAUAUGUGUCUGUUUAUACACACAGAGGCAUAUUUAAUACAUGCAUACAUUUAGAAUUAAGGUAGAGGCCAUCAGAAACAUAACAAAUGCAACAGCAGGUGCAGAGGGCAAGAGGUGAAAGAAUACAGGAGAAGGAAGGAUGGUUUGGAAAUCCAAAUGAACAUGUGUGUACCAAAGUACAGCUCUGUGCAGUCUCACGUGCUUUGAAAGACAUACCAGGGAAUUCCAGGACAAGAUUUAGGGAGAGAGAGAGAGAGAGAGA